AUGCCUAGAAUAAAAAUGCUUGGAAAUAUUGCUGGUGUGUUAUCAAGCUUGCUUUCUUGUGUGGAUUACAACCGUGUCCAUCCCAUGAGUAGUGUAAAUGAGAUGCUGGUGAAGGCACAAAAGCUGCAAGACACUAACGAACUGUUUGCAGCUGUUACAUUCGAUCUCCCCUCUGGAACUAGCCAAAAGAAAAGAGCUGCCUCUGGGACAUCAACUUUGCCCAAGCAAAUUAAAUACAGCAUCAGCAUGCGUUCACUGCUAUCACAAGACACAAGUUUUAUCAGAGAUCCUAACUGGAUUACAUGGCCACACAACUCUAUAAAUUUGUAUAGUCGAAGCUUUGUCUACCUACAGGAAAACAUUGAAAGAGCCAUUGUUGAAAUGCAGACAAACAAGAGUUUGGAUGAUGUAGCUGCACAGUACCAGCCUAUGCCAUUCCCCUGUUACAGCAAAGAUGGCUUCCUCUACAGCAUAUCCUUCUCACUGCCCAGUGGAUUCAUGAUCAUUUGGGUUCUUUUUAUCGCUGCCUUUAUAAAAAGACUUGUGCAUGAGAAAGAGCUGAGACUGCAUGAGUAUAUGAAGAUGAUGGGAGUGAACUCCUGCAGCCACUUUUUUGCCUGGUUAAUUGAGAGCCUGAUUUUUCUAAUUUUAACUGUCAUCAUCCUUGUGCUGAUCCUGAAAUAUGGCAAUAUCUUUCCAAACAGCAAUGGAUUUAUUCUUUUCCUAUUUUUCCUGGAUUAUAUUCUAACAUUGAUUGCCUUGAGUUACCUUAUUAGUGUCUUCUUCCACAACACUAAUGUGGCUGCAUUGAGUGGCAGCUUAAUAUAUAUCAGUGCGUUUUUUCCAUACAUCGCAGUGAUGUCAAGAGGAAAUUCUAUAUCGUUUGCUGGGAAGAGUUUGUUGUGCUUGUUGUCUCCUACAGCGCUGAGCUAUGGAGUUCGGUAUAUUGCGUAUUAUGAACAACAAAAUAUGGGAAUUCAAUGGAAUAACAUAUAUGAAUCUCCCGUGAUUAACGACACAUUUAAUUGUGGCUGGAUAUGCUGGAUGAUGUUAAUAGACUCUUGUAUUUACUUUGUUGUUGGAGCUUAUAUUCGGACAGUUUUUCCAGGAAAAUAUGGCACUAGCGCCCCCUGGUAUUUCCCAUUUAUUCCAUCUUACUGGCUGGGCUGGUGCGGAUUAUCCAUGUGUUGUGCUAAGAAACCGAGUGGUUUGCAGUUGACAAAUAUGAUAUCAAAAGUUGAAUCUAACAAAAAUGAUUUGGACCUUUCUCCAAAUAAUGAGCCAGAGCACACUGACCUCAACAUUGGUGUCUCCCUCCAUGGCUUAACUAAGACCUACAAGUCCAAGGUGGCCGUUCAAGAUCUGAACCUGACAUUCUAUGAGAGCCAUAUAACAGCACUUCUUGGACACAAUGGUGCUGGAAAAACAACCACUAUUUCUAUGCUGACUGGCCUACUCAGUGCCACAUCAGGGACUAUAUAUGUAUAUGGUGAUGAUAUCAGAACUAAAAUGGACCGUGCAAGAAGAAACAUGGGAGUCUGCAUGCAGUAUGAUGUAUUGUUUGACCAUCUAACAACUAAAGAGCACCUGCUGCUAUAUGGGUCUAUUAAAGCACCCCAAUGGAAAAAGAGACAACUACACGAAGAAGUAAAAAGGAUCUUGAAAGACACUGACCUGUAUAAUCAUCGUCACAAGCGAGUAAAGGCCUUAUCUGGUGGGAUGAGGAGAAAGCUGUCCAUUUCUAUAGCUCUGAUUGGUGGAUCCAAAGUUGUUAUCUUAGAUGAACCCACCACAGGUGUAGACCCGUGCUCAAGGCGUGCUAUCUGGGAAGUUAUUUCCAGAAACAAGAUUGACAAAACAAUAAUUUUAUCUACUCACCACUUGGACGAGGCAGAAAUCUUGAGUGAUCGAAUUGCUUUCCUUGAGCAGGGAAGACUGAGGUGUUGUGGAUCUCCAUUUUAUCUUAAGGAGAAAUUUGGAACUGGCUACCAUCUUACUCUCACCAAAAAGUUUUCAAGUCGAGAGGAUGAAAGACAGUGCAAUACAGAAAUAGUGACUGCACUUAUCCAGUCACAUAUCCCAGAGGCAAACCUGAAAGAAGAUGUAGCUGGUGAACUUGUGUACACCUUGCCCCGUUUUAAUACAGAUAUAUCUGAAGCCUAUUUAUCUCUCCUCAGAGCGCUGGAUACCAGCCUAAGUGAUUUACAUAUUGGUUGCUAUGGAAUCUCAGAUACCACUAUAGAAGAGGUGUUUUUCAAACUGAUGGAUGGUGUUCCCAAUGAUGAGCAGGGUGGCAUCACCUCAUCUAAUGCACAGUUGGUUUUGCCAAUAGCAACUACGGACACUCUUAUGAUUGUAGAGUCCUCUUCAUCUAGCCACAAUUCUGAAGACAGCAAUGACCAAGCACUAACUAAUGUGCCAAAUGUCAGUGGCUUGACUCUUAUUUUCAAGAAAUGUUUGGCUAUAUUUAUUAAGAGGUUGCACAACUCUAAACGAAACUGGAAGGGUCUAAUUUCUCAAGUCUUUCUUCCUGUGUUAUUUGUCAUUAUUGCAAUGGGUGUGGGAACCCUUUCUUCAAGUAAUUCAAGUUACCCAGAACUCGAAUUAUCACCUAAUCUGUAUGGCACUACCGAUCAAUCAGUGCCAUUUGGGUUAUAUAAUAAAAGAACUGAGGAUCUGAUGUCUGCAAUGAACUCUCCGCCAGGCAUUGAUAACUACUGUCUGAACAACAACAUAGCAUGCUUGAAUGAAUCCAGUUUAGGGUCAUGGAACUCAACUGGCAACCAGUCACUCACCUAUGGCACCUGCAACUGCGCAAGUGGAGUUUCGGUAUGUGCUGUUCCUAAUGCUGUGCCCCCACACCGCAGGACCUACUCUGGACAAAUGCUUUACAAUGUCUCUAAACAUGUUAUGGAGGACUAUCUGCUAGCCACUACUUUGGAAUUUGUCCAAAAACGUUAUGGAGCCUGGAGCUUUGGAGUUCCAAGAACUAAAAGCUUCAUUCCUCAACCAGAAAAUAUGACAUUAACUACGAUCUGGUAUAACAAUGAGGGUCCUCACAGCCUCCCAGCUUUCCUCAACAGUUUCAACAAUUUUCUCCUUAGGUCAAACCUGCCAAAAAAUGUGUCCAACCAAUAUGGUAUUUUUGUCUCCAAUAAACCACUUAAUGAACCUGUGCCACAGGCAAGCAUGAUUGCGACUCUAGUCAAUACUUUGUUAGCUCUUUCUAUAUUGGUUGGUUACUCGAUCACUACUUCAAGUUUUGUCACCUACACUGUCAAAGAACAUAACACUGGAGCAAAGAGGCUGCAGCAUAUUGCUGGUGUUGGUGAGGUCUGCUACUGGGUGAUACACUUCCUUUACGACAUGAUCAUGUACUUAAUACCAGUGGCAAUUUCCAUCGCAGUGAUAGCAGCAUUUAAGCUUCCAGCUUUCUGCAAUGAUUCUAACCUGGGAGCCGUGUCUGUACUCUUCAUUUUAUUUGGUUAUGCAACCUUUGCGUGGAUGUAUCUAAUAGCAGGAACCUUUAAGAACUCUGGCAUGGCUUUCAUUGUGUAUGUGGGCAUCAACUUGUUCAUCGCCAUCAACACAAUCAUUCCAUCAUCUAUAAUUUACUUCCUCGUCCAGCAAACAGGCCUUUUCAAUGUGGACUAUGAGAGUCUAAAUAAUAUAUAUAAUACCCUCACAAAUGUCUUCAAGACUUUCCCUCAAUUCUGCUUUGGGUACGGUAUGGUCCUGCUCUCCCAACAGCAGUAUAUACAAAAUAAACAGUCUUUAUAUGGAUAUGAUAAGAAAGUCAAUGUUUACAGCAUGGAUAUUUUAGGUUGGAACCUUUCUGCUAUGGCUAUCCAAGGAACAUUGUGCUUACUGCUGCGACUGCUCCUGAACGAGGGAAUCAUUUUCAGUGUGAAGAGCUUUUUAAAAAGAACUUGCCUAAAGAAGUACCAAAUUGUAUUGACAAAUACAGAUGCAGAUGAAGAUGACGAUGUCAAAGCAGAGAGAGAGCGAGUAGAAUCCGGUAGGGCAGAUGAAGCUGUUUUAGAACUUCAAGGCCUUACUAAGAUAUUCUACCAUCUGAAGAAAGGGAUGAUUGCGGUCAAUAAUAUGACUUUGGCUAUUCCGCCUGGAGAGUGCUUUGGACUUCUAGGUGUUAAUUGUGCUGGAAAAACAACCACUUUCAAGAUGCUGACAGGGGAUAUUACUCCAUCUAAAGGAAACAUCAAAGUCAGAAAUCAAUCUGGGAAUAUGGUGGAUGUUUUGGGUUUCAACCAAGACUGGUCAUCCUUUGGAUAUUGCCCCCAGGAUGAUGCUUUGGAUGACUUCAUGACUGGAGAAGAACACUUGUACUAUUAUGCACGAAUUCAUGGGAUCCCAGAAAAGUCAAUUACAUCUGUUUGCAACAGACUUCUUCACAAACUUUGCCUCAUUCAAUACAAGGAUGUAAUUACUGCCAAUUAUAGCUGCGGCACACGAAGGAAGCUAUCUACCGCUCUGGCCCUUGUUGGACGGCCUUCUAUUCUGCUUUUGGAUGAGCCAAGCUCAGGAAUGGACCCACAAACAAAGAGACAUCUUUGGAAAAUUAUCUCUGAAGAAGUUAAGGAUCGGUGUGCAGUAGUGCUCACAUCUCACAGCAUGGAGGAGUGUGAAGCCCUCUGCACCAGACUGGCCAUCAUGGUAAAAGGAAAAUUUCAAUGCAUCGGAUCCCUACAGCACAUAAAGAACAGGUUUGGAAGAGGAUUCACAGUGAAGAUGCACUUAAAAGACUUAUCUGUCAGUGUGGAGAUAAUCACCAACUUCAUGCAUUCUCACUUCCCAAACACAUAUCUGAAGGAUCACCAUUUCACUAUGGUGGAAUAUCACGUACCGGGGUCUGCCGGAGGUGUUGCCAGUAUAUUUGAUCUUAUUGAAACCAACAAGGCAAACCUGCACAUCAUUAAUUAUUCAGUCAGCCAGACAACACUGGAUGAGAUUUUAAUCAAUUUUGCCCAAUCUCAAGCAACUCAUGAUAAUUCAAGCAUAAGCAGCCAAGAUGUUAUUCAAGUUGUCAGUACCUAAAGAGCCACAAACAUUGAAGGUUUAGCAAGCAAUCUCAGGAACACAUGAC
This is a messenger RNA of Pelobates fuscus (common spadefoot toad), 5104 nucleotides long. It is a transcript of the gene ABCA12, whose product is annotated as ATP binding cassette subfamily A member 12. The record is from RefSeq and is a predicted model, not a curated record. Gene Ontology annotation, biological process: transmembrane transport; lipid transport. The coding region runs from base 1 to 5055 and encodes 1684 amino acids. Gene Ontology annotation, cellular component: membrane; intracellular membrane-bounded organelle. NCBI's taxonomy places the organism in Eukaryota, Metazoa, Chordata, Amphibia, Anura, Pelobatidae. The transcript is spliced from 33 exons. Gene Ontology annotation, molecular function: lipid carrier activity; ATP binding; ABC-type transporter activity.